Molecule: messenger RNA, 9864 nt
Organism: Xyrauchen texanus (razorback sucker)
Lineage: Eukaryota; Metazoa; Chordata; Actinopteri; Cypriniformes; Catostomidae
Product: zinc finger FYVE domain-containing protein 26-like
Exons: 41
Coding region: 162-7919 (2585 amino acids)
Biological process (GO): mitotic cytokinesis; double-strand break repair via homologous recombination; regulation of cytokinesis
Cellular component (GO): midbody; centrosome; lysosomal membrane
Molecular function (GO): metal ion binding; phosphatidylinositol-3-phosphate binding
Source: RefSeq, a predicted model, not a curated record
CUCGCUCAUGGCAAUGUACAGCUGAUGGAAAGCGCGAGCCACUAUUUCAGAGAUAAAGCCAAAACCCAACUCAUGUGGAACUCCCAAGAAUACAUAUGAGGCUAUCAUCUCGCCGUGGACCGCAGACUGAACAAACAGACCGUUGAAUUAAGCGGAAUAUCAUGCAUCCGUUUGGCCGUGAAGAGGAGACCUCCAGGAAGGACCUCUUCGGUUUUUUCAAGCAGUGUUUGCAACGCGAGGAAUGGGAGCUCGCGGCAGCCUGCGUGGGUCAGCUCGGCGAUGCGCGCGGCGGUGAUAUGUACAGUCCGCUUGACAUCGUUAAAGCCAUCGUCACACACCCGUACCCGCUCAGGUGGGAAACAGUGGGCAGCCCUCACAGACUGGCCUGGUAUUGGCUUCAAGUCCUGGAGAAGCUGACUAAAAUAAAGGUGAGCGGGUCUGUGAAGAGAGAACUGGAGUUCCUGUUGCUUUUAGAAGAACUGGGAGAUGUUCCACAAAAUGUGCUUAAGGAGCUACAUGACGCUUUCCUGAACUCGGAGGAAGUGAAGGCAAAGAUUCCAGGUCAUUCUUGCCGUCCGCUGAGUGCUAGCAUUCUAUCUAGCCUCUGUAACCUCUUAUCCAGGCAGCAGCCGCACCUCGUCCAUUCUCUAAUUAGUUUCCUUCAGAGCGCAGACUGCUCCAGAAACCAUGCCUUACAGGACGUAUUUAUCCAGCAUCUCACUGACCGACUGAAAGUGCCUGUGGAGGAGAGGAAUGAGAGAUGGGUCGAGGAGAUAUGUGCAGCUCUUGCCUUAGCACCGUGGGGGUCGGAGAGAUCGGGCACUCACCUGGAGACACUGUGGGAAGGUUUGUGGUCUGCGAGAGAGGGGCCCUUGACAGAGGAGAGGAUCCUAGGAUGUCUGCUGAGACCGCAAGGUCAGGCUUUGUUGAUGGCUUACAGCUCCACAGCGCUCAGACUGCUUAAAGAAAAAUUACUGACAGAAGCUCCACACUCAGAGGUUAACUUACCUGAUCUGGAAAGGGUCAUGCUUGGCUUAUGUUGUCAUGAUGACAAACGUCUGGUCUGGAAAGCCAUUUACUUUGAAUGUUUGAGCAGUGGAAAGCACUUUCUGGAGCAGGUCUUGCUUACUGGUUUAGAUCUCAUAAAGAGAGAGGAAUUCUCCAAACUGGAAGCAUUAUUGGAGUCAGAGUUUCAGCCGUUGUCUCGACUCUUGUUGCUGUUAGGCUGGAUGUAUUGUCAAAGCCUGGAUUCUGCCAAGACCCUACUUAGAAUCCUACAUCACCAACAGCCCCAGACCAGUGAUUCAGUAUUAAGCGAAGUGGCUUGCAUUCUGUCAUCUCAGCUGGGUGUUCUGGAAUGGUGUGACCAAAACAACCUAGGGAUAUCCCAUAAUGCUUUGCUGAGUCAAUUGCACAUGCUGGACCAUCAUUCUGCCUUGUAUGUGCUGCACUGCUUGACACCCCUCGCCAAGUAUGAGGACUGCCGAGUGCUGGAACUUUUGCAGAGAACAGGAGAUCAUUCAUUAGUGGACUCUCCCAGCAUCUCUGUCCAGCGGAACAUCACUCUUUUUCGAGGCUUCUGUGCCAUGAAGUAUGCUCUGUAUGCUAUCUGUGUGAACUCACAGACUCAUACCAGCUGCCAGGAUGGUGAGUCUCAGCAUCAGCAGCAGACUGAAGCAAGUCAAGGGGAGGAGCCAAAUGAAGGAUGUGCUGAUCUGUUCCAGCACUACCUGUCUGAAUGUCAGCUGUACCUGGAAGCUGUUCCACCAUUAUUCCGUCUGGAGCUUUUGGAGAACAUUUUCUCCCUCCUCUUCCUUUCUGACACAGACUUCAACCCACAAACAGAUCUGACCAACACCGGCACAAAAAAACAACCAGACACUCUUAAUAACAUAAGCACAGAGAAGAAUCCAAACAAUACCAAAGGCAUGAGCAAGGAUGAAAACUUAAUAGCAAAGGAGAAAGGUGAAAAGAUGGAGGGUGUGAAAAAAGACAGCAAUACUCCAACAGACUUUGAAGCCUGGGAGAGAAAGUCUAAUCAGAAUGCCCAGCAGGUGAACCUUGAGCUGGGCCACCUGAUGUCAGGGUGCCGGGGGUUUUUGGUGGAUAUUUGUGUGAUGGAGGGGAUUCUGCGGCUGGUGAGGGAGGGCUUGGAGGGUGUGUGCGGGGUCGGGCAGGAGGACGGCAGGGCACUUGCGGCUGAUGUGGAGUUAGCGGAGAGUCUUGGAUGCUCAGUUACCGCAGAAACAUUCAGUGCCCGGUUACAGAGACUGUCCAAAUACACAGCAGAAGCCCAAUGGAGACUGCAGAUUGUUACCAGUAACCAUAACACUGGGAAUGAAGGCGUGUGCCUCCCAUCUCCCCUUCCCAGUCCGGCUCUCCCUCUGAAAUGUCAGGGCAGUAGCAUCAGCAGUUCAGGUCUUCGGAGGAGGAGAAAAAACUAUCGGCAUCGCCCCGAACGUCAAGUCUCUCCUGAACUACAGAACGGGGAGGUCAGCACCAGCGCCUCAGAUGGUGGCGUGUGUAUUGGAGCCAUAUGUCAUGGAAUUGAAGUCUGUCUGUGUGGUGGACCUCACAGCUGGCUGGUUCCUGCAAUGCUCUCCCCUCCUGAGUCUCUCCUCAUUGCCUGUAUACGCAGAGGGAACUACAUAGAGGCCCAACAGGUCAUUGCGAUGUAUGGUUUGGAGAACUCUGUGCAUGGAGGUGAGCUGGUUUUUAUGGACAGGUACCAGGAUGUUCUGACAGAGCUGGCUCAGGUCGAGCAGAAGAUUGAGAGCCAGUCACUUUCUUCAUCAUCCUCAUCUUCAGAGGGGCUUGCUGCAGUGGGUGUUGCUCCAGGGAACAGGACCAGAAUGGGCAGCAGCAGCAGAUUAACACUCAAGAGUAUCGGGAGUGCAGCAGCUGCAGGAAUGGCCUUCUAUUCCAUCUCUGAUGUGGCAGAACGUUUGCUGAGUACCCAGACCCAUCCAAUACCCUGUCUAGAGGAUGGCUACUGGCUCUCCCUGUGCUCUGUAGACUCCUCUGACCUUCUGUGCCCCCUGCUAGAUGAGUUGAGCCCUGCUGCUAUGGCAACCUUUGACCUCUCCUGCUGCCAUUGCCAGCUGUGGAAGACUUCUCGGCAGCUCCUCGAGACUGCAGAGAGAAGACUCAGCAGUUUUCUGGAGUCCAGAGGUGUACAGAUAGAUCCAAAAGUUCCUCACGCCAAUGGUAUUAGAGGCUUCCCUUCAGUACUACAACAAAUCAGCAAGAUUCUUUGCAGAACUUCUGCAAGCAAGGCCACAAGUAAAACAGACUGUAACGGAGAGGAGAAUGUUGUUUUCAGCCCCUUUGGCUGUAGUGCCCAGGAAGUGCUGCUGUGUUGUCAUCCAACUUUAACAGAGGAGAGUAUUGCCUCCCAUCUAAACUUGUACCAGCGCCUAGAGGUCACACUUCAAACCCUGACCUCUGCCACCAACAUCUCAGUAGACAGUCUGACAGGUAGUUCUCUGCUGACAGCGCUAGUUGAACAGGCUGGUCUUAAGCAGUCUGAACUGGAUUCCCACCCUGUGCGAACUGCUAUGAAACAGCUCCUACAUUAUUUGGACCAGCUCUGCACCUUCGAGCCUAAUAGCACCCCCAUCAGGCCAGAUUACAUACGCAACUUCCUUGAUUACAUCAAUGUGCUGGCUUCAGUAUUGGUGCGCAGUUUGGGCUCAGAGGAUCAGUCCACAGAUGUUAAGUUGGGCAAUCCUCUUUUACUGUUGCUGCAGUCGCCUACCCAGCUCCUCUCUCUCCUUCUGUUUGACAGACAGGUGUCACCUGACAGGGUUCUGUCUCUCCUGCAGCAGGAGGGAUUGCGUUUGAGUGUGCAACAGGUUGUAGUUCAGCGCUGCUGUGAAGCUCUCCCUUUCUGGAAUUUUCGGGCUGUGACCUUUUAUCAGGGGCAACCGAAAAUAACAGGGCUCAAUGGAGGGGCAUUCUGCCCAGCCAACAUUGCCUCUCUCCUCCAGCAGCAUGUUCAGGAGUGCGCUCCUUCCCUUUGCCUAUCUGACUCCACCGCAACCUCUGACCCUAGCUCUGAGUCUGAGGUCUCAGUGGAGGACAUAUCUGCUACAUCCACCAACCUCUCCACCUCUCCACCCUCCCCGUCUUCAUCCCCUCCCUCCUCUUCUUUUUUACUCACUCCAUCUGCAUUGUCUUUCCUGAAAUCCUGUUCUCCCCUUGUUGCCGCCCUGGCGUGUCUGAGUGCCAGUAGGGGUGGAGUGACCAGGACAACCUCCUCAGGCUGGUCAGGGAUACCCUCAUAUUUUCGCGGGUCUGGGCGUAAAGAAGGGGUUCUGGACGGAGACCAGAUUGCAAAGGAAGGGGAAGCCCUGCUGAAAAACUUUCCUAUCCUCAAAGUUUACCUGCGGGCAAUGGCAGAGCCAGUUCUGGGGGUCUCUUUGGAAGCAGAUGAGGGUCUUGGUCUGGCUCUUUGUGGGAAGCCUGUGGUGGGGAUGCUGUUUUCUGGCCUUCAAGGCAAUGUGGGACAAGCCAUGUCUGCAGAGGCAUUCCAGCAAGCCUUAAACAGCGGUGAUUUGAACAGAGCAUUAGACCUACUGGAUCUGUACGCUCAACCCUGCAGCCAGGAUUGGACACUCAGGGACAAAGUACUGGCAUGCACUGCAGUGCAAGAAUGCAGCAGUGUGGAGCAGUUGUUCCGUGUGAGGGACUGGGAAUUGCGUGGUCGUGUGGUUCUGCAGGGUUUGGAUAGGUGGCCUUUAAAAGUCUGUUUAGAGUUACUGCAGUUCUGUCUCAGUGACCAAAGCACUCAGGAUCCGCUUAGAGAGCAGCUUCAGCUGAGGAAACAGGAGCUUGACAUGUACCAAAGGAUGUUGAGUUUGCAGCGACCGUUGCCAUGGGAGGCGUGGCAGGAUCUGAGAGAGGAGUCUGCAAGGAAUCCUGAGUCUAUAUUCACUCUGAUGUUGGAGGCCAGGGAGUUUGAGUUGUGUACCUUGUGGGUGCAGCUGUACUCUGUCUCUGAUCAGUCUUGCCUGCAACUGAAGACCGAACACCUGCUACACCUCCUAGAACAGGGUCACACAGAAGAUGCCUUCCAGCUCCUGGAGGCUCUUUCUGAUUCAGUGGGUUUAGAGGUUAGUGAGCGAGCCCUAGAUCGAAGGCCUGGAUUGGCUGCCUGCCAUUUCCUUUCUGAUUACCUCACCCUACAUUUCCAGAGUAAGAUGACCCCAGCAUGCAGACGCCACAUCCAUGCCCUGCACCUUGGCUCAAAGGUGUUACUGACUCUGCCAGAAGCAUCUCGUCAGGAUUAUUUUUCCCUUCUGUCUGAUCCGCUUCUUAUGCUGGAGCAGCUGCUGAUGAAUCUAAAAGUGGACUGGGCCACAGUUGCUGUCAGUACGCUCCGGAACCUUCUACCGGCUCAGGACGCUGGAAUCACCAACCAACACAUAGACACUAUACUGGAAGAUUAUGCACGGAAGGCUCUUGAUUUCCCCUAUGCAUCCAGAGAGUGGUCACGGUCUGAUUCUGUCAUUAGUUUGCAGGAUGCAUUUCUACAGUGUCCAGCCCAGGAGAGUUGCCCCUCCUCCCCAAGCCACACCCCUCCUCCAUCAGCAGGUAGCACACCCAUGCACACGCCCUCCAGUGAGAGGCGCCCCAGUGCUAAGAAGAUCCGCCAGCUGACCACACCUUUCACUCCUCCUGAGAAAACCCCUGAGCGCAAGGACUGGAUCCCAGACCACAAACGGCACAUCUGUAUGGUCUGCCAGAGGGAGAGAUUCACCAUGUUUAACAGACGGCACCACUGUAGGCGUUGUGGCAGGCUGGUGUGUAAUUCCUGCUCCAGUAAGAAGAUGGCAGUAGAGGGCUCUGAAGAGCCUGUCAGAGUUUGUGAUCAAUGCUACAACUUCUUCCAUCUGGACUCAGAUGAGGAUCUUGAGGAGGGGGGAGCAGCUGGCAGCCCUGAAUCCAUUGACCGAGUCUUGAAUGGGCUCCUGAGUCUACCUGAGGUUCCACGAAAGCAGUACCGCCUGAGUCCAAACCCAGCUGAGAACCAGCAGCUGAAGAGCGAGUUUUACUAUGAACAGGCACCCAGUGCAUCCCUGUGUGUUGCCAUACUGACGCUGCACAGCGAUCAUGCAACCUGUGGGCAGCAGCUGGUUGGCCACUGCCGCUCACUCUCCCGCAAACUGACCAAUCCAGAGGUGGAUGCACGUCUACUGACAGAUGUGAUGCGUCAGCUGCUAUUUAGUGCCAAACUCAUGUUCGUUAAUGCUGGAUGCACUCAAGAGCCAGCACUCUGUGACAGCUACAUCAGUAAGGUGGAUGUGUUAAAGAUCCUUGUCAGUGCAAACUACAAGUACAUUCCAUCUUUGGAUGAUAUUCAGGAAACGGCUGCGGUAGCACGUCUACGUAACCAGCUGCUAGAGGCCGAACAUUACCAGCUGGCCGUGGAGGUGUCGACUAAGAGUGGACUGGACCCAAGCGGAGUGUGGCAGGCUUGGGGUGUGGCGUCUUUGAAGGCUGGACUUCUGAGCGUGGCCAGGGAGAAGUUUGUCCGCUGUCUGAAGGCACCAGUUGAUAGGAACCAGCUAAACCAUGGAGCAAGACUUCUGCAGGAGAUCGUUCAGCACCUGGAGUCCACAGUCAAACCCACUCUUAGCAUGACAGUGAAUGAGGACAUCCUGGCCUCUCUGUGUGAGCUGGAAGAUGCUCUGUCUGACUCUGCUCCUCUGGAUGCCGCAGAGAGCAAGGUUCAACAGGGUGGUUAUUAUCAAGAGUGUCUGUUUUACCUGCUCACCUAUGGCACACAUCUGAGCCUCAUCAGCUUUUACCUGCGCCAUGACUGCCUGAGAGACGCACUCACCCACUUACACAACAAGGAGUGUACAGAGGAUGUGUUUUUGGAGGGUGUUUUUCAGCCCUGUCUUGAACGUGGACGGUUAGGAGCAUUGCAAGGUCUGUUAGAGACUCUGGACCCCACACUGGAGAGCUGGGGCCAUUACCUUCUCUCAGCCUGCCAAUUGCUGCAGCGCAAGGGACACUACCACUCUCUAUACCAACUCCAACAGUUCAUGAUGGAUCUUGUUCGUGCCGCUAUGACGUGUAUCCGAUUCUUUUCUCAUGGUGCUCAGUCUUACCUGCAGCUGGGAGAACAGCAGCGCUGGCUGAUUCGAGCCAAAGAGCACCUGAGAACUUACCUACAAGAACAGCAGAGUCGUAGGAAAUCAAACAGCUCUUCUUUCAGGAAGAAAAUGAGCUCCACUGAAGUCUCCAGACACAUACACACAAUUGAGCUGCAACUGGAGGUAACACGCUUCCUGCAUCGCUGUGAAAGCUCAUCCCCUUCCAAGUCAACUGUAGUCCCUGCCCCCACAGUGAAUAGUGCCCAACCAACUCUGUUUGGGAACAGCCCCAUGAAGGUGGAUGUGGCCUGCAAGGUGAUGUUGGGAGGGAAGAACAUUGAGGAAGGUUUUGGGAUUGCAUAUCGGGUAAUACAGGACUUUCAGCUGGAGGCACUGGCGGUAUACAUACGGGUUGGACAGCGCUUGAUCCGGCAGCAUCAGUAUGCAUCUGUGCGGCAGCUGCUGAAGUGUGUAGGGGAGUCUGGCACGGCCUCUAAACAUGACUGUGAUGCCAUUGUGCUCAGCUGUGUGUCUGUGGCUGAUAAGACUCCUGCCGAUUCUAAAGAACUGGAGGCCCUGAUUCUGGAGUCUAAGAGUCCAGAAAACAAGAUAAAGGCAUAUCUGCUGUGCAGUAAGCUGCGGGCAGCGUAUAUCCAGGCUGUGAAGCUGGAGCUGCUGAAGGCAACUCCUUUAGUACAGGACGUGAUGCGGGCAGCUGAGAACUCAGGUGACACUGUCAUGCAGAACAUCUGUCGCCAAUGGCUCUCUGAGCACCAAGACCAGUUGUCACAGCAACCACUACCAUCACUUUCAUGAACUCUAACUCUUAACUCUGGUCAUUGAGGCAUCCAGAUCUGCUCUGAUUGACUGGAUUGGGUUUGUAAUAUGCAGCUCUUCGAUCAAACAGGAAAUGAUGUUCCAUUAUGCCUCAGUGUGGGGCCAGUUCAAACCCCUAUCCAGAAUAAAAACUCCAUCUUUCUCUUGAAGCUGAUGUGGAUCUGAGAUUGUUAAAACAAUUUCAGUUCUUAAUGAGUGCUGAGACUGUGGAUGGAGAGUCUGUAUUAUAAGAUCUCAUUGCAUUCAAAUUAAUAAUUACAGUUCUACAGUUUACCUUCCUUUUGGACGUAUUUGUCAAACUUUAUACUUAGGGAUAGUUCACAUUUUCUCACCCUCAUGCCAUCACAGAUGUGGAAGACUUUCUUCUGCAGAACACAAAGGAAGAUUUUUUUUAAAAGGAUAUCUCAGAUCUGUAGGUCCAUACACAUCAAGUGAAUGGUGACCAAUAUUUCGAAGCUCCAAAAAGCACAAAGCAAGAAUAAAAGUAAUCCAUAUGACUCUAAUGGUUAAAUCCAUAUCUUCAGAAGUGAUAUGAUAGAUGUGGGUGAGAAACAUAUAAAUAUUUAAGUCCUUUUUGCUUUAAAUCUCCACUUUUACAGUCUUUCACAUUUUGAAAUUGGAGAUUUAUGGUAAAAAAAAAAUAUAUUGAUCUGUUUCUCACCCACACCUAUCAUAUUCCUUUUGAAGAUAUUCAUUUUACCACUGGAGUCUUAUGGGAUACAUUUAUGCUGCUUCUAUGCAAUUUUUGCCCCAUUAGUUCUUAUCUUUUCAGUAUUAGAUGGAUUAUUCUCCUACCUCAGAAAAAGGGACUUCUCUUUCUCCUCUCGUUUAUAAAGACUAAUAUGUCUAAAUCUCACCCUGAUGGAACAAGGUCAUAUGCCAGUGAAGUUUGUUUGCAAUGAAAUUACGUUAAAACUUCUGUGAGAUCAUGGUAAAUUUAUAGUGGCAUCACCAUUAAUUAAUUGUAUCUGUAUAAGGAAACAGGGCUGUUUUUUAGUUGUCACUGAAAGUUGUAUUUUCACUACAAGAGACAUUAUUAAAAGGGAAGACAUGUGAUCUGCCGAAAUUAUUAUUUGCACGAAGUGUUCAACAGAACAACCGUAAACAAUAGAACAACUGUAAACAGUUACAACUGGCUGGAAAUUAAGGGAAACGGGGUAUAACAUGGUUCAGCCUUGCAAUUUAUAAGAUACUGUAUCAGUGCAACAGUGCUUACUGUACAUGUUUGUCUAUUACCUUACACUAGUAAUUCACAUUGUAUAAUUAUUUGCUCUGUUUAUGAAUGCAAGAGGUGUUUUUUAUGUGAUGAGUGUAUCAAAUGGAUUCAAAUGUCUCUGACCCUCCUGUAACAAAUUUAUCUUAAUGUGGAAUCUCUAUGAAUGUGUGUGUAAAUGUUUAUAUAUGUUCUUGUGUUCAGUAAAUCAAAGAUUAAAAUGGGAGGGUACAGCCAAGGGAUCGUGUGGACAACAUUUUCUCAACAACUGUUGUGUUUACAGGGCCUAUGCACUUGUGAAAAUGAUAAGACUGUUACAGCUUGGUGGUUCUUGGUACUGUCUCUCUCUAAUAUGAAGUUAUAAGCUUGUUGAUUACAGAUUGUAUGUUUCCUUCAGUGUGUUUUCAAAGAGUGAUUGGGAGAUUUGUGCACAAAUUUCUCAAACCAAUUACUGUGAAACAGAAAUGCAUGUGUUUGUUCAUACAUAUCUAUACAUUUCCUGAAGUGACAUUUUGGUAAUUAUUAGAUUAUAAUAAUAAAAUAUGUUUAUAGAAAAAUGCUAUUUUCUAAAAAACAUAAUGCUGACAUUUAGUAACUUAAUUAUCACUGUCACUUUAAUUUUCAUAAAAAUCUCCAUAUUCAUAAACCUCUGAAUUAAUAAUGAACCUCCUGAUAUAGUUUCAAUAAUUUGCAAAUAUUACCUGAAAACAA